AUGGAUCCUCCCCCUGAGACCUACUCGGUCUAUCAUUACGAUGAAGUUCCUGAAAAUAAGUCAUGGGCUUCCACUCUCCCAGUAAAACAAGGUCUCUACGAUCCUUCUCUCGAGAAAGAUAACUGUGGUGUUGGUUUUGCAUGCCAUAUUAAAGGAAAAUCCUCGCAUCAAAUCAUUUCAGAGGCCAAAUACCUUCUUUGUAACAUGACCCAUCGUGGUGCCGUUGGUGCUGAUGCACGAGACGGUGAUGGUGCUGGUGUAAUGACCUCUAUGCCCGACAAAUUUAUGCAACGUGAGUUCAAAUACCGCUACAAUAUCGAAUUACCUCCUGCAGGUCAGUAUGCCGUCGGUAACCUUUUUUUUAAGAAAGAUGAUGCCAUUUUCAUCAAGUCUAAGGCCACUUUUGAGUCUAUUGCUGAAUCUCAGGAUCUUAAAGUCUUGGGAUGGCGUGAGGUUCCAGUGGACUCCUCUUUACUUGGUCCUGCCUCUCUUUCUCGUGAGCCAAAAAUUCUUCAGCCUGCCGUGGUGAUGCAGAAUGUAUCUGACCCAUUUGAUGCGGCAGAAUUCGAGAAAAGACUCUACAUCUUGCGUAAGCAGGCCACCCACACAAUUGGCUUGCACAAUUGGUUUUAUAUCUGCUCUCUUUCCAGCAAAAAUAUUGUUUAUAAAGGACAAUUGGUUCCACCACAGGUUUACUCAUACUACCAUGACUUGGUUAAUGUGGACUAUGAGUGUCACUUUGCCUUAGUCCAUUCCCGUUUUUCCACAAACACUUUCCCAUCUUGGGAUAGAGCUCAGCCUCUUCGUUGGGUUGCCCACAACGGCGAGAUCAAUACUCUACGUGGUAACAAAAACUGGAUGAGAGCUAGAGAGGGCGUCAUGAAAUCUAAGCUCUUUGGUGAUGAAUUGGAUAAGCUAUAUCCAAUCAUUGAGGAAGGUGGUUCUGAUUCUGCUGCUUUGGAUAACGUUUUGGAGUUGCUUGUCAUUAAUGGUGUUCUUUCCUUACCCGAAGCUAUCAUGCUUCUUGUUCCAGAGGCAUGGCAACACAACGAUCACCUAGAUCCCCGUAAGAAGGCUUUCUACGAAUGGGCAGCCUGUCUAAUGGAACCAUGGGAUGGUCCUGCAUUGUUUGUAUUCGCUGACGGUCGUUUUUGCGGUGCUAAUUUGGAUAGAAAUGGUCUUAGGCCUUGCCGUUAUUACAUUACUUCUGAUGAUGUCAUGGUGUGCGCUUCGGAGGUUGGUGUCGUUCCAGUUGAAUCUUCUAAAGUGGUUCAGAAAGGUCGUCUUCAGCCGGGAAGAAUGCUUCUUGUUGAUACUGAGGAGGGAAGAAUUGUCGAUGAUAGAGAAUUGAAGAAGCAGGUUGCCUCCAGAUUCGAUUUCAAAGCUUGGAUUCUUUCCAACAUGAUGACCAUGCCUGAAUUAUGCGAAAAAUUACACAACAAGGGAGUUUCAAUCGAAAUACCUGUCGAUUAUUCUCUUAAGCCUGAUAGCGAUCCCAGAAUGAAAGCAUUUGGCUACACAUUGGAACAAGUUCUAAUUUUGUUGGGUCCUAUGGCCAUCAAGGGUAAGGAAAAUCUUGGCUCCAUGGGCAACGAUGCUGCUUUGGCUUGCCUUUCUGAGCAACCUCAACUUAUCUAUGAGUAUUUCCGUGAGUUAUUUGCCCAGGUUACUAAUCCUCCUAUUGAUCCAAUUAGAGAGCGUAUUGUUAUGUCUCUCGAAUGCUACGUUGGACCCCAGGGUAACCUAUUGGAGAUGACUCCUUCACAAUGUAACAGACUCAAGCUGAAAUCUCCAAUUCUUACAAAUUCACAACUUCAGGCAAUCAAAGAAAUUUCUAAGGUCUACCCUAAAUGGUCAGUCAGAGAAGUUGACAUUACAUUCCCUGUCUCCGAGGGUCUAACGGGCUACACAGACGCUAUUGAUCGUGUUUGCCAGGAAGCUACGCAAGCCAUUAUUGACAAUAACCAGGUCAUUAUUCUUUCAGACAGAGCCAUCUCUGCUGACAAAGUGCCUCUCUCGGCCCUUGUGGCUGCUGGUGCCGUCCACCACCACCUUGUUCGCCAAAAGCAGCGCUCUAGGGUGGCUAUUAUUGUGGAGACAGCUGAAGCACGCGAAGUUCAUCACUUCUGUUGUUUAGUUGGUUACGGUGCUGAUGCCGUUAAUCCGUACUUGGCUAUGGACACAAUUUGCAAGCUCAAUAAGGAUGGUCUUUUGGCUGGUAAGAUGUCUCAGGAAACUGUUCUUGCCAAUUACAAACAUGCCAUUGAUGAUGGUAUCAUGAAGGUCAUGUCUAAAAUGGGUAUUUCUACCUUGGCUUCGUAUAAAGGUGCUCAGAUUUUUGAGAUCUUGGGUAUCGACAAUAGCGUGGUUGACCGAUGCUUUGCUGGUACCGCCUCUCGUAUUAAGGGUGUCACCUUUGAGUACAUAGCCCAGGAUGCUUUCACGAUGCAUACUCGCGGCUAUUCUGAGAGGGACACAGUUAAGCCAGCUGGUUUGCCUGAAUCUGGCGAAUAUAGUUGGAGAGAUGGUGGUGAUGCACAUGUGAAUGAACCUGCUGCUAUUGCAAACCUACAAGAUGCUGUCAGAAACAAGAAUCAAAAGGCAUACUCUGCUUACGCUAAAAAGGAGCACGAGGCCAUUCGUAAUUGCACUUUAAGAGGACUGUUGGACUUUGACUACAAGGAUUCUACCCCUGUUCCUAUAGACCAGGUCGAACCUUGGACCGAGAUUGUACGCCGUUUUGUGACAGGUGCUAUGUCUUAUGGUUCUAUCUCCAUGGAAGCGCACUCUACUCUUGCCGUUGCCAUGAAUAGAUUGGGUGGUAAAUCGAAUACUGGUGAAGGUGGUGAGGAUGUUGAGAGAUCUCGUCCUAAUGCUGCCGGCGAUUCUAUGCGUUCCGCCAUUAAGCAGAUCGCUUCUGGCCGUUUUGGUGUGACCUCAUACUACCUCAGCGAUGCAGAGGAAUUGCAAAUUAAAAUGGCUCAAGGUGCAAAGCCUGGAGAGGGUGGCGAACUUCCUGGUUACAAAGUUAGUAAGUCCAUUGCGAAGACGAGACACUCAACACCCGGCGUCGGUCUUAUCUCUCCUCCUCCGCACCAUGAUAUUUAUUCUAUUGAGGAUUUAAAGCAAUUGAUUUAUGAUUUGAAAUGUGCCAACCCAAGGGCCCGUGUUUCUGUCAAGUUGGUCAGUGAGGUCGGCGUUGGUAUUAUUGCCUCAGGGGUUGCCAAGGCUAAGGCGGAUCACAUUCUAAUAUCCGGUCACGACGGUGGUACCGGUGCUGCUCGUUGGACCGGCAUUAAACACGCUGGUUUACCAUGGGAGUUGGGUCUUGCUGAGACACAUCAAACUCUUGUGUUGAAUGAUUUACGUGGUAGAGUGGUUAUCCAAGCGGACGGUCAAAUGAAAACAGGCCGGGAUAUUGCUGUUGCUUGUCUUCUCGGUGCCGAGGAAUGGGGUUUUGCUACUGCUCCUCUUAUUGCCCUGGGUUGUGUUUACAAUCGUAAGUGUCACGCAAAUACAUGUCCCGUUGGUAUUGCAACUCAGGAUCCAAAGCUUAGAGCUCAUUUCAAGGGUACUCCGGAGCAUGUGAUUAACUUUUUCUACUAUUUGGCAAAUGAGAUGAGAACGACCAUGGCCAAACUUGGCUUCAGAACUGUCGACGAGAUGGUGGGUCGUGCAGAUAAGUUGGUUGUUCGUGACGAUCUCCGUACUACAAAGAAUGCCAAUAUUGAUCUUUCUCCUAUUCUUACUCCGGCUCACCAGAUUCGUCCUGGUGUUGCAACUCGUUGCGUUAAAAAGCAGGAUCAUCGUUUGCACGUCAGACUUGACAACAAGCUUAUUGACGAGGCCGAGAUCACUUUGGAUAAAGGUCUUCCAGUUACUGUUGAAGCUCAGGCCAUGAACACCGACAGAGCAAUUGGUACGACACUUUCUUACCGGUGCUCGAAAAAGUUUGGCCCCAAAUCUCUACCACAUGAUACUAUUCAUGUGAAUAUCACCGGUUCCGCCGGUCAGUCGUUCGGUGCUUUCUUGGCUGCUGGUAUUACCUUGGAGUUAGAGGGUGAUAGCAAUGAUUACGUUGGUAAAGGUUUGUCUGGAGGAAGGUUGAUCAUUUAUCCACCAAAGGACUCACCCUUCAAGGCCGAGGAGAAUAUAAUUAUCGGUAACACUUGUCUCUACGGUGCUACCAGCGGUACUGCUUUCAUCAGAGGUAUUGCUGCUGAGAGAUUUGCGGUUAGAAAUUCCGGUGCCACUGCUGUUGUUGAAGGUACCGGUGACCACGGUUGUGAGUACAUGACUGGUGGCAGAGUUGUUGUUUUGGGCUCGGUUGGCCGUAAUUUUGCUGCUGGAAUGUCCGGUGGUAUUGCGUAUGUCCUCGAUAUGGCUCAGGACUUUGAAGAGAAGGUUAAUCGUGAACUUGUUGGUCUUGAAAGUCUUACUGACCCUGCUGAAAUCGCUUUUCUCAGGGCAUUGCUUGAGGAUCACAGGCAUUACACUGGCUCCGAGAUUGCCGAUAGAAUAUUGAAUGACUUCAACAGAUUCCUAAAAAAAUUUGUCAAGGUUAUUCCUUAUGAGUAUCAACACGUUUUGGAUGCUGAGGCCAAAAAGCAGGCCGAAUUGGGAGAGAAGGAAGCUUCUAGUUUGUUCAACACUGUUAAGGAUGAUCCAGAAGCAGAUGUCACAGGUGGUGAAUUUAGUAAGCCCACUGUCCUGGAAAGAGUCAAGAAAUCGGAACCAAAGGUCGCCGAUCUUGAAGAUGUUGCCGGUAGCAGCACAAAGGCUUCAGAAAAGCUUGUGAAGCUCGGUGGAUUUAUGCGUUAUAAGCGUCGUAACGAGAAGCACCGGCCACCGAAAUCUCGUAUCAAUGACUGGAAGGAGAUGACUACUCGACUUUCAGAGAAGGAGCUUCAAUUCCAGACUGCUCGUUGUAUUGAUUGUGGUAUUCCAUUCUGUCAGUCUGACACUGGUUGUCCAGUUUCCAAUAUUAUUCCGAAGUGGAAUGAGAUGGUUUUCAAAGGUCUUUGGAAAGAUGCGUUGAAACGUUUACUUAUGACCAACAACUUCCCAGAGUUCACUGGUCGUGUUUGUCCUGCUCCUUGUGAGGGUGCUUGCGUAGUCAAUGUCAGUGGUAAUCCAGCAGUUGGUAUCAAGUCCAUAGAGGCUGGUAUCAUUGAUCAUGCUUUUAAGGAGGGAUGGAUUGUUCCUGAUCCUCCAAAGUUCAGAACUGGCAAGCAUAUAGCUGUGGUCGGUUCUGGACCCGCCGGCCUGGCCUGUGCUGAUCAGCUUAACAAGGCUGGACAUUUGGUAACUGUCUACGAGAGAGCAAACAGACCCGGUGGUCUCCUCAUGUAUGGUAUUCCCAACAUGAAGCUUGACAAGGGCGUUGUUAAGCGUAGAACGGAUUUGAUGGAGGCUGAAGGCGUUGAAUUUGUCUGUAGCUGUUCUGUUGGAGAAGAUAUUACGGUUGAAGAAUUGGAAGUUGAAAAUGAUGCUGUGGUCUUCGCUGUUGGUUCAACAAUUCCCCGCGACUUGAAGAUACCGGGAAGGGACUUGAAGAACAUUCACUUUGCUCUAGAGCUCUUGAAGCCAAACACAGAAGCUUUGCUUGAUGGAGAUCUCGAGGAGAUCAGAAAGCGAGUUGCCGGCAAAGAUGUAGUCGUCAUUGGUGGUGGUGAUACAGGUAAUGAUUGCCUUGGUACGUCCACUCGUCACGGAGCCAACUCUGUGACAAACUUUGAGUUACUUCCAAAGCCACCUAAGGAAAGAGCCCGUGACAAUCCAUGGCCUCAAUGGCCUCGUAUUUUCCGUGUGGAUUAUGGACAUACUGAGGUUAAAGAACAUUAUGGUAAGGAUCCAAGAGAGUAUUGCGUUCUUUCGAAGGAGUUCGUUGGAGACGAGGAUGGAAAUGUGAAGGGUAUCAACACUGUCCGUGUUGAGUGGAAGAGAUCAGAUUCUGGGGCCUGGCAAAUGGCCGAGAUCCCAGGCUCUGAGCAAUUUUUCCCUGCCCAGCUUGUACUACUCUCUAUGGGAUUCGUUGGACCUGAAGCUGAUAAAUUCAAGGUUGCUACGACCAAGCGUGGUACUAUUGUUACAGCACAAUCAGGCUCUUACAAGGUGGACGCAAGUUCGAAAUUGUUUGCCGCAGGAGACUGCAGAAGAGGCCAAUCGUUGGUUGUUUGGGGUAUACAAGAAGGCAGACAAUGUGCCCGUGAAAUUGAUGUGAUGUUAAUGUCAAAGACGGCACUUCCGGGUAACGGAUCGAUUGAGAAGAGAGACUACAAGAUGUUGGAGGAGCUAGCAGCCAAAGUGUAG
Brettanomyces nanus is the source of this 6312-nucleotide messenger RNA. RefSeq names its product glutamate synthase [NADH] (gene GLT1). Gene Ontology annotation, molecular function: iron-sulfur cluster binding; glutamate synthase (NADH) activity; flavin adenine dinucleotide binding. NCBI's taxonomy places the organism in Eukaryota, Fungi, Ascomycota, Pichiomycetes, Pichiales, Pichiaceae. Bases 1 to 6312 code for a protein of 2103 amino acids. The record is from RefSeq and is a predicted model, not a curated record. The transcript has a single exon.